Molecule: messenger RNA, 5499 nt
Organism: Chlamydomonas reinhardtii
Lineage: Eukaryota; Viridiplantae; Chlorophyta; Chlorophyceae; Chlamydomonadales; Chlamydomonadaceae
Exons: 4
Coding region: 262-4473 (1403 amino acids)
Molecular function (GO): protein binding
Source: RefSeq, a predicted model, not a curated record
CUCACAUUGCUACCUAUCCCAGUUGACCUAGCCACAAUGCAUGGCACUUCUGAAAUGGGGCCCUAAAAUGGUGACAUUCUGAAGCUAAACUAGCGAGAAGCCUCCUCUAAUACAAAGAUGAAGCGAUUUAGACCGCUGAGCUCUUCCUUUGCGUCAUUUUAUAGCAUUUCGCGUCUAUUCGCCACCGCAUAGAACAUUGGUGCCGACAGCAUCGCUGGACCCACGCGCUGGACCGCCUUUGGCACAGCGACCAACGGAAUAAUGGACUUACUGCGCAGGGCUGCGCACCUGGUAGCAGGUGGCGGGUCCAACAGUGGCGGCAGCGGCAGCCACGUGCCUCCGCCGCCUGCCAGCUCCGGCCAGCAGCAGCAUCCUCCGCACGAACACAACCGGCACAUCCCGGAUGAGCACGUGCACUGGCAGCUGGCAGAAGCCGGAGGCCUGGGGCUAGCAGCGGGCGAUGAUGAGGACGGACAGCAGCAACCUGGGAUGGCGCAGCCGCUUGUGUUCCCGGACCCCACCGCAGAGCCCUUCCCGCCGCCCGGGCCCGCCCCAACCGAGCCCGCCGGCGGCUGGCGGCGGCGCAGCAGCGGCGCGAACAGCGGCCACAGCGCCCACAGCGCCCACAGUCCAGAGCACGGCCACGACGGCGCGGCUCACGGCUCGCACCACCUCAACCACAACCACCCGUACAACCACAACCACCAGCACAACCACCAUUGCCAUCACCGCCACCACCAGCUCCACCUGCACCAGCGGCAGCAGCCCCACAGCAGCAACGCCCAUCAACACGUCGCGGCUCCCAGCCUCAGCCACAGCCAGAGUGCCUACGCCUCGCGCCGCGCGUCCACGGAGGACGGGGCCGGGGCGGCGGCGGCGGGGGAGUGGAGCGGCGUGGCGUCUGACGUGGAGGUGUGCGACCUGCUGCGGCGGGACGUGACGCUGCGCAACACGUCCAUGCUGGCGGCGGGCUUCAGCGACACCUCACACGCGGCGCACGUGCGGUCGCUGCUGCAGCAAGAGGAGUCCAAGCGCCAGUCGCGGCUGGACGCCCUCAAACACCUGGAGGCCGAGGCAUCCCGCAAACACCUGGCGUCCAAGUGGACGCAAGUGGAGGCGUGGGAGCGGCGCGAGAACGCCGCCACCGCCAUCCAGCGCGGCUACCGCGCCUGGCUGCGCCGCACUGGCCGCUACCCGCUCAAAUCGUCGCGGCAACCCGAGCCCUCGCGCCCCGACACCCGCGCCUCCAGCCGAGCCGGCGCCGCCAGCAGCCGCCUGCUCCGCACGGUGCGGCAGCCAGCGCCGCCCUCGUCUUCGUCCGUGUCGUUCUCCGGCGGCUCCUUCUCAGCCGGCGCCGGCAGGGAGGGCUCGGCGGCGGCGCUGCAGGGCGCGGGCUCGGGCAGCAUCAAGGGGACGCAGCAGCGCAGCGCGGUGCCGCCGCUGGCGCUGGCGCAGUCGCAGCCGCCGGCGUCGCAGCGGCUGUCGCAGCUGGCCACGGCCACCAGCGCCAGGACGAAGCCAACGACGCAGCGGACCACCGCGCGGGCGGCCGUCAUCGCGGCUGCGGGCGCCGCCGCCGAGGCCAUGCCGGCGGCGCUGGCGGGUGCAGUGGGCCUGCGCGCACCCGCGGACAGCAGCAGUGGUGGGGAGGAGGCGCCUGCUGCUGGCCUGGGGCCGGGCACGGCUCGGACGGCGCUGCUGCUGCGGCCGCUGCAUGACCAGUCGGGGGCAGCCAGCCGCCACGCCCGGGGCGCCCCCGGUCAGCUCACUAGCAGGUCGCCGGACCCGCUGUCGCCCGACGCCGCCCGGGGUGCGGACGGCGCCGUGUUCGCGGUGUCGGCCGCUGUGAUGUCGCCGCGUGUGCACCAGACGCCGCGCAGGGAGCAGCUGGGCGUGGCGGCGGGCGUGGCCGAGGGGCCGGUGCCGGCAGCACGCAGCGACCUCGCGCCGGGCCCUGUGUUGGGCGGGCGGCAGGUGGAUGUGGGCAGCGGAGCAGCAGGAGGAGCAGGAGCAGGCUUGGCAGCUGCAACAACACCGGCACCGUCAGUAGCGCCCGGGUCGGUGUAUGCCUCCAGCCUUUACGCCCCGACCAGCAGCCUCCCAUCGGGGUCAGUCGCGCAAGCACCGCUGGCGCGGCCGCCGCCCGCCCUGGCUCUUGACCAGCUUAGGGCAGCGGAUGACAGAGCCGCGGCCGCCGCCGCCGGCAGCACUGCCCUGAGCUCCUCGCCCCAUGCGCAGCUGCGCACGCCGCAGGGCCAGGUUCGCCGCGGCACCAGCUGGCAGCAGGAGGAGGCUGCAGCGCAGUCGCCGUCCGGGCCACGGCCGCCGGGCGUGCCGCCUCUGCAGCUGUCGCAGUCUCCCGCCGCGACCACCUCCGGCUCCAGCAUGUUGCCGCCCAUCAAGCAGACCUCUGCGGGGGCAGGGGCGGGCGGGGGUGCGGGUGCCAUGAGCAACCUGGCUUCGGCUCUGGAGGCAGCCAUUGGCGCCGGCUGCGCCACCCCCACCUACCAGGCCUCCUCGCCCUCUUACAGCGGCCGCACCAGCUUCAACGGCCCGCCGGGUAGCGGCCUGGGCGCAUUGGUCUUCAGUGGCGGCGGUGGCGGCGGCGGCGGCGGCGGCGGCAGCUUCAGCGGCGCAGCCGGCACCGGCGGAAACAGCAGCCUGCUAGGCCGGCCGACGUCACUGCAGGGCACUGGGCAGGGUUACCACGAGGCCGCCAGCGCCCCGGGCUGCGAAGGCGAGCUGCCCCCCAGCCUCUCGCUGCGCAUCGGCGGCGACGGCCCGGCCCAGGGCUCGGGUUACCCCGCGCACCACCCCGCGCCGCAGAACGCCCGGCGUGGCGCCCCCUCCCUGCCCGCCAACACCAUGCUGGUGGGGUCCUCCCUGACCGCCAAGCCGCCGCCACUCGCAAUCGCCCUCGGCAACGCCAGCAACGCCUCCGCCGCCUCCUCACCUAGCGGCGCCGCCGCCACGCCUGGCACGCCCGGCGGCGGCGGCUCUGGCAGCCGCCGCUCGCUCGACCGCAUGUCCGCCCACAGCUGGGCCGCUGCGCAGCAGCAGCUCCAACAGCAAAUCUCCCUGCAGCAGCAGCAGUACCAGCAGUCGCAGCAGUACCAGCAGUCGCCGCAGGGCUCGCCCUCCGGCUCCGGCCUCUUCCCCGCCGCCCCACGCUCUGGCGGCAGCUUCCUGGCCCCCACGCCCGCGCCGCGCAGUGGCCUGGGGCCGCCGCCGCCGCACACCGGCGGCCGCGGCUCACUGGACUUCCCACGCGACGGCGGCGGCGUGGGCUCCGCCCCCGCGGGCUUCAUCGUCGGCAACAGCCGCGGCCACGGCCACUCGCUCAGCGGCCAGGUGGGCCUGGGACCCGCAGCGACGACCGGCAGCGGCAUGGCAGUUGGGAUGGCAGUUGGGAUGGCGUGCCCGGACCCCGACGCACCGCCGCCCACGUGUCCGCUGCCCGGCCGGGUGGGCCACCACCGCACGGGCUCGGGCGCGGGGGUGCUGCCACCUGGUGUGGGUUGGCAGGCUGGCGGUGGGGCGGGGGCAGGGGCGGGUGAUGACUCGGAGGGGGGUGGCGCCAGCCUGGUAGACCUGGACGUGGGCGGCGUCCCUUGGAGCUUGGCAUCCGCUGCGGGGGGUCCGGCCGGCAGCUUCGGCGGUGGUGCUGACGGUGGCUCGCUUUCGAUGGGCGGCAGCGGCGGCGGCGCUGGUGGGCGGGGGCCGUCACUGGUGGCGCUGUCUGCCGGCAGUUGGUCCUCCACUCGCCAGCAGCCGCACUCGGUAGCGGGCGGCGGCGGUGGCGGCGGAGGUGGCGGCGCGCUGGCACGCGGCGCGCUGGUGAGCACGCUGGCCCGAGGUGCUGGCGGCGGCGGCGGCGGCGGUGGCAUGAGCGUGGCUCAGCUGGAGGCGUUGCGUAUUUCCGGGGCGCGAACCAGUAUGGACGUCUACCCCGCCAGCUCGGUGGCGCAGCUUGGGGGCAUUGGUGGCGUCGGGCUGGGCUUUGGGGCGGCUGGCGCGGCGGGGCAGUCGCCGGGGCGGGGCGGGCCGCAUGGGUUGGUGGGGCCGCCGGCGCCCAGCCGGGAGUCGCUGGCGUUCUUUGAGCAGGGCGAGCGGCCGUCGCCGCUGGUGGCGGCGGCAGGCGGUGGCGGUGGCGGCGCUGCGCGCAUCGGCGGCCGGGGCAGUCUGGAGCUGGGGCUGGGGCUGGGCGGUGCGGCGGUGCCGCCUGCAGCCAGAGGCCGGUGCACGUCGUCUCUGGACCUGGUGCCGGGCGACCGCACUGUGACGUGGCGGCUGGGGCUGGGGCUGCGAGACAGCUCCAUGGGCUCAGGGCAGCCGCCGGAGGGAGGCGGCGGGGCAGGAGGUGGGGCCGGGGGCGGGGGCGGGGGGCUGCUGCCGGCGGUGGAUGGGCACGGACACGGUCAUGCGCACGGCCACGCCGCUCACGGACACGGGCAGGCGCGCGCGGCGUGGUGAGGUGUGACGAGGCGUGGAAGAGGCCGGGCUGUGUGCACGGGGGCAACACACGUGCGUGUACGUCAAGAAGAACUGAAGGCGUGAAGGCGUGUACGGUAGUAUGGUCGUCAACGGCGGUACCAAGGGGUGUGCUGUGGGCGUGGAAGCGAUGCUUUUGUUUGUGAUGCCUCCUGUGUGUAUCGAUGUGCGUGUGCCGCCUGGGUGUUUCUGGUGCGGUGCCGCGGUGCCGCUGCGAUGCGGUAUCGAUGCCGCGGGGGUGGAGAUAGUACGUCAGCGUGUGAGCCUGUAGUAGACCCAUUGCGUUGCGUUGCCGAACACGGCAGAUAGAAUCGUGAGCAACGCAUCUGCAAGUUCGUAGCAAUGACUACCGGGCCCACUGUACUGCUCGCCUUGUCAUGCUGGCACAUGCUAGACCAACUUACAUCUAACGACAAAGGUUAUCAUAAGCUCAACAUCUGACCUUGCCCCUGGGCAAGUAGGCGCGCUCCAGACCACGGCUUGCUUCUUUGCGCGCCGCACACGGUGUCUGUGGUGCUUAGCUGGCUGGCGGAGCACGAUUCAUGUAUACCUGUUGGCGACUUGUGACUGUUUGCACGAAUGGCAGUUGGGCAAUUGUUGGCCGGCUGCUUUAGUGCGCGGAAGGUGGUGUUGCUGCAAUUCUGCUGUGCGUCCUGUUGACUAAAGUGCCAAGUUGUGUGUCAUGUGGAGCCAAAUCGCGUGCUCCUGCACACCCUGCCACACCGGGACAAUGAGACCCGUUGGUAGAUGUCGUACCGUCGACACUACUCUGAUGUAACGUCAGCUUGGUUGAAGCGGAGCUGGGCAGGGUGCGGGGCGAUGUUGCUUGUGCUAGCUUCACUGGCCUCGGCUCUACAACGUCAUGUUCGCUUGUGCGUGUUGCGUUCUUUCAAGCACAUCAAUAUGUUGAGGCGUGCCGGUUGGCUUGCUGAUAGUUCUCCCGCACGCGGGGUUCUUCAAGCACUGACUGUAUCACGUACUGCACGAUGUAGUGUUGCUAGAACUUCA